This is a messenger RNA of Clupea harengus (Atlantic herring), 2898 nucleotides long. RefSeq names its product synaptotagmin-like 4 (gene sytl4). Gene Ontology annotation, molecular function: small GTPase binding; neurexin family protein binding. The record is from RefSeq and is a predicted model, not a curated record. NCBI's taxonomy places the organism in Eukaryota, Metazoa, Chordata, Actinopteri, Clupeiformes, Clupeidae. Gene Ontology annotation, cellular component: plasma membrane; exocytic vesicle. Gene Ontology annotation, biological process: exocytosis; intracellular protein transport.
CUAUGUAUUUAAAUACGUUUGUGUAAAUCCUCCGUAAGAAAUAUCUAACCGAAAAGGUGGUAUUAAUUUGCGGAUUAAGUUUCAUCCAUUCAUCACUGACACCUGGUACAAAACCUCAUGGCGCAUAGCACAACUACGAUAUCCUUAGGGGAAGAAGUUGUCCACCUUCCGGGAUUGAGAUUGUUUUGGCGUAGCUCUAACGACUUGUGCUUUCGUGGGCAUCGCAGGAAGAGGGAGAGUGUGUAAGUGGUAGACGGACUACCUGAAAGGCUUUGUAAGGAUAGCUGGGUGAGCGCUUGAGGAUGCUGGAGGUGAACGUGGCGUUUCUGACCGAGUCAGAGCGGGAGCUCAUCCUGAACGUGCUGAAGAGAGAUGAGGAGCUCAGGCGGGCUGAGGAGCAGAGGGUCAGGAAGAUGAAGCUGGAGAUGCUAGACAUGAAGAGGAGGGGCGCUAAGCGUGGCAGUGGCAAGUACAGCGAGCGCAGCUGCGGGCGGUGCCAGGAGCCACUGGGCAGACUCUUUGGCACUGCCAGCCAGUGUCGCGUAUGCAAACACCAUGUUUGCAGGAACUGUCGCCUGGUGCACCCCAACGGAGCCUGGGUGUGCACUGUGUGUGCCAAAGAAGCUGAUCUGAAGAAGUGCUCCGGUGACUGGUUUUACGACCAGAAGGUGAACCGGUUCUCCACGUCCUCAGGACACGACAUUGUCCGAGCCUCCCUCAAGAAGCGCCCGCCCUUGAAGAAGCGAGAGACUAUUGGGGAGCUGCUUCUAAACAGUACCGAUUUAAAGCCCAGCCCAGCUGCUCCUGCUGCUCCAGCUGCUCCUGUCCCACGACCCAGAGCCUCCAACAAGGGGCAGCUGUCGGGCGUCUCCGAGCAGCCGGAGGCGGGGCAGCGGAGCGACACAGAGUCCACAGACAAGUCCAGUCUGGGCAGCAGCCACACCGGCACCGAGUCGUCCCACAGCACUCCAGCGCUUCCCCGGAAAGGUGUCAAGUCAUCUCAGCACAGUCCUGCAGGGUCCAUAGCGUCCACAGUGUCCAGCCUCAUAGCACCUGCAAAAUCCAGCAAGUCCCCCAGUCCCAUCCCUGAAUCAGAGACAGCCUCUUUGACACAUCAGCUGAAUCAGUCCUCAGAAGUGGUGGACCCGGAGGUCGAUGGCCUGUUCAAGAAAAGCGUCAGACGGGUGCACAAAAUCUCAGGCUGUCGGCCAACGUCAACACUAGACCUGCGUGGAGAUGGUGCCAGUACCAAAGUGGGGUCAAUGGGGGACAGGAGCAAGUCUGUACCAGGCCUUAACGUAACAGACGAUGAGGAAGACGAUGAUAUUGAUAAUCUGGUGAAUAUCCACAGAAAGACAAUGGGUGAUAGCGGCUCAAGUCUCCGUUCCAAAAGCACUCUGGGCAGUAUGAUGAGUGUGUACAGUGAGGCAGGAGAUUACGACAGUGUGGAGGUGACCGGAGACAUAAUGUUCUCAAUUGGCUUUCAGGAGCCCAGCCAGACCCUCUCCAUCCUGGUGAAGGAAUGCAGGGGGCUGGCCUACGCUGACGCGGCGAAACCGCGCUGCAAUCCGUAUGUGAAGUGCUACCUCCUGCCAGACAAGUCUCGCCAGGGCAAGAAGAAGACGGUCGUCAAGCGCAACACCAUCAACCCCGUCUACAACGAGACCCUGAAGUACUCCAUAAGUCGUUCUCAGGUCACCACCCGCACGCUCCAGCUCACUGUCUGGCACUACGACCGCUUUGGCCGUAACGCCUUCCUGGGAGAGGUGGAGGUCCCGCUGGACUGUCACGACAUCGACUCCGCUCAUCAGCAGUGUGUGGUCCUCAGGGGAAAGGUGCCCUCUUCUCCUCAGCAGUCUUCAUUCACACAAUACAAAGGGGAGUUGGUGAUCUCCCUGAUGUAUGUCACAGCCGAAAAGCUGUCUGCAGGGAAGUCUAAAGCAGGAAAGGGGGGAAAAACAGAGGGAGGGGCAGAGCUGCAUGUCCUGAUCAAAGGGGCCAAGAAUCUAACAGCCAUGAAAGCAGGAGGCACAUCGGACUCAUUUGUAAAAAGUUAUCUGCUGCCGUCCAAAAACAAAUCCACAAAGAAGAAGACCCCGGUGGUGAAGAAGACGCUGAACCCACACUACGACCACACGUUCAUCUACAAGGACAUGAGUGUGGAGCGGCUGAGGACCAUGUGUCUGGAGCUGACCGUGUGGGACCGGGAGGCGCUGUCCAGCAACGACUUUCUGGGAGGCGUGCGCCUGAGCACAGGGACAGUCACUCUGAAGUCAGGCCACGAGGAGUGGCUAGCAGAGUCUUCCCCAGAGGAGGUGAGCCUGUGGCAGCGCGUCAUGCAGUACCCCAACUCGUGGGCAGAGGGCACUCUUCUCCUGCGCGCCUCCAUGGGGAAGAGCAAAUGAGGACAGCCUUCCCCCGCAGAGAGGCUCGUGAUGAGUCUGUCCCUUCAGUCAGUAAGAGUGUUGCAUAUGAGAGCUGGGAUUAUAAUUUGUAAUGCAGAGUUCUACAGUGCCAAAGUAAAAUAUUUUAUAAAAUUAAGCUUUACAAAUAAUAUAUAUUUCUGUUGAAGGAAUUUUAUUCUGUUGUAGCAGAUUUUAUUUCUAGUUAUAGUGUUUGUAUAUACAUAUUCGUGCUUUUAACUUUUAACAUGGCCAAAGUACAAAGCAAACCUGAAAUGCCUGAAAAAGGGAUUGCGCUCAUAGAAAGUAACUACACAGAGAGUACAUGUUCUCAUCAUGUUAUGUUUCUACAUUUAUUAGUUUUUUUUGUUGCUUGAACAGGCUACCAGUUACUCGACAUUAAUGUCAUUCUAUUAGUACACAUUCCUCUCCUUUUUUUUAAUUUGUCAGCUAAUUUCAUUCACCUCAAAAGUAAUAUAAUAAACUUUUAACAAUC